AUGAGUUUCUUCAACCAUCAAAUACCGAGUUUCUUGGCACAUCUGCCCGAGGAUACGGACGAUACAAGCGACACCGAGGACGACAGCGGUAUCGCAGAUGAAACCGAAACUGAAACCGAGAGCGACCCCUCGUCACUCCCAAUGUCAGUGGAUUCCCUCGGGCCGCAGAUUGCACAUUUCCCGGACCUGAAAAUCACCGAUCCGGUCAGCGUGCAGAACGAAGCGUUGAACAACUUUUUUUACUACUGGGCGCUGCUGGUUUGUGAAAUUGUCACCGCUGGAUUCCAACAAGGCGUUCCUAGGCCGCCAUGGCAUCAAGGCAAUUUCUACCCAGGUAUCAAUAUAGACAAUUUGUACACUGUAAACCGACAACGACAGACGUUGGCCACUGUUUUGGGUUCCCAAGCGAUCGCCGAUGAUCUAGUUAGGGACGUUGCAUCUGGAAUUUUCAUGGCACGUGGACACAUCGCAGCAAGAACAGAUUUUAUCUACGGUACUCAACAGAAUGCCACUUUUUGGUUCUUGUGUGUUGCCCCUCAAUGGCAGAACUUCAACGAUGGAAAUUGGCUGCGUAUAGAGAUCAGUGCUCGUAAUUUCGUGGCCGCUCGAAAUAUCCAUGUCACCGUAUAUGGAGGAACAUACGGAGCACACACACAAACUGAUGCCAAUGGAGAUCAGCAACCGAUUUUCCUGGACUUCAACCCUAAUGGAACUCGACGUCUACCGGCACCAAAGAUCUACUAUAAAAUUUUGCACGAUGAGCGAAACAAUGCGGGCAUUGUGCUGAUCGGGGUGAAUGACAUCCAUAUUACUUCGAUGCAACGGAUUCAGGAUGAAUACAUGUUCUGUGAGGACAUCGGAGACAAGGUUAGCUGGAUUAAUUGGGACAGAAAGAAUCUUGCGGAAGGAUUCUCUUACGCGUGUGAAGUGAAUGCCUUCUUGAAGAGAAUCGGGCAUCUGUCACAUUUGGAUAUUCCGAAUUUGUUGAUUUGAACCUUAGUCCGGGCACAGACAUCCCCUGUAGUGUUACAAUAACAGCUUCAACAGAAUUAUUGUUUUGUAAAAAAAAAUGAUUUGAUUAAAAAAAUAUACCUUUUAUUAUAACUGCAACGAAAUAAUAAAUUUUACAAACUAUCCCAAAACGUCU
Aedes albopictus (Asian tiger mosquito) is the source of this 1147-nucleotide messenger RNA. RefSeq lists its product as uncharacterized. Lineage: Eukaryota; Metazoa; Arthropoda; Insecta; Diptera; Culicidae. Bases 1 to 993 code for a protein of 330 amino acids. Gene Ontology annotation, biological process: apoptotic DNA fragmentation. Gene Ontology annotation, cellular component: nucleus; mitochondrial inner membrane. The transcript is spliced from 3 exons. The record is from RefSeq and is a predicted model, not a curated record. Gene Ontology annotation, molecular function: metal ion binding; single-stranded DNA endonuclease activity; nucleic acid binding.